Messenger RNA from Closterium sp. Naga37s-1, 384 nucleotides. The record is from the annotation of a GenBank genome assembly. Lineage: Eukaryota; Viridiplantae; Streptophyta; Zygnematophyceae; Desmidiales; Closteriaceae.
AUGCGGCCGGGUAGGAAUGCGGGCUGUGGUGACGUGAGGCAACUUAUUCAGGGAAUAGGGCUGUCUCCUAUCCGAGAUGGAAGGGAGGAAGUGGACCGUGAAAGUGGUGCUGCUGAUGGAGACGAGGUGCGAUGUGGGGAAGGAUGGAAGAGCCGGCCGAGCGUCCGGGCGUGUGAGCUGGUGCGAGUGAGUGCGGGGCGGGAGGAGACAGCAGGCGGGGUGGCACAACAUGUGUUGCGAGAUCAAAGCGUGGCGCUGGCAGCAGGGGGCGUUGCAUCACUGGUGUUCAAUGGGGUGGAGCUGGAUGAACGCUCCACUCUGGAUCAGUGCGGCAUUCGAUCCGCUUCAGGGCGGGAGAGGUUAGGAAACCGCCAGUCAAGGUAA